ACGCGCCAAUCGGCAUGGCUCUUACAGACAGCGGCUCACUUUUUGAAUUGGAGGUGGCCGCCGCGGGCAAGGAAUGGCGGCGUUCUUGAGAGGAGUCGGCGCCUGAAGAGGAGCAUCUCACAGAACUUUUUGAGAGCGCCAACCUUAGAGCACUACAAACGAUGGCUGACAAUAGUGUGUUAACAUCCACUACUGGGAGGACUAGCUUGGCAGACACUUCCAUUUCUGAUUCUAAAGUUACUGAAACUUCUAAGGAAAACCUAUUUAUUGGAUAUACUUCAUAUGCUGAAGAAGAAAUGCCUCAGAUUGAAACAAGAGUGGUAAUGGUUCAAGAAGCUGGAAAACAAGAAGAACUUAUAAAAGCCUUAAAGACUAUUAAAAUAAUGGAAGUCCCUGUUAUAAAGAUAAGAGAAAGUUGUCCUGGAAAAUCGGAUGAAAAAUUAAUAAAAAGUGUUAUUAAUAUGGAUAUUAAAGUACCCUGUGUAAAGAUGGACUCAAUGGAAGAAUUUGAAAGUUUGGAUUCUCCAGAAUUUGAGAAUGUAUUCAUAGUCACAGAGUUCCAGGAUUCUGUCUUUAAUGACUUACACAAGGGUGACUGUAGAAUUAUUGGACCACCAGUUGUAUUAAACUGUGCGCAAAAAGGAGAGCCUUUGCCAUUUUCAUGUCGUCCAUUGUAUUGUACAAGUAUGAUGAAUUUAGUCUUAUGCUUUACUGGCUUCAGGAAGAAAGAAGAACUAGUCAGAUUGGUGACAUUGGUCCAUCAUAUGGGUGGAGUUAUUCGAAAAGAUUUUAAUUCAAAAGUUACACAUUUGGUGGCAAAUUGCACACAAGGAGAAAAAUUCAGGAUUGCUGUGAGUCUGGGUACUCCAAUUAUGAAGCCAGAUUGGAUUUAUAAAGCAUGGGAAAGGCGGAAUGAACAGGAUUUCUGUGCAGCAAUUGAUGAUUUUAGAAAUGAAUUUAAAGUUCCUCCAUUUCAAGAUUGCAUUUUAAGUUUCCUGGGAUUUUCAGAUGAAGAGAAAACCAAUAUGGAAGAAAUGACUGAAAUGCAAGGAGGUAACUAUUUACCAGUUGGAGAUGAAAGAUGCACUCACCUUAUAGUUGAAGAGAAUGUAGUAAAAGAACUUCCAUUUGAACCUUCAAAGAAACUUUAUGUUGUCAAGCAAGAGUGGUUCUGGGGAAGCAUUCAAAUGGAUGCCCGUGCUGGAGAGACUAUGUAUUUGUAUGAAAAGGGUAAUACUCCUGAGCUCAAGAAAUCGGUGUCACUGCUUUCUCUACAUACCCCAAACAGCAAUCGCAAAAGACGUCGUUUAAAAGAGACGCUUGCUCAGCUUUCAAAGGAGACAGACUUGUCACCUUUUCCUCCUCGUAAGCGUCCAUCGGCCGAACAUUCUCUUUCUAUAGGAUCACUCCUUGAUAUCUCCAAUACACCAGAGUCUAGUAUCAACUAUGGAGAAACGCCAAAGUCUUGUAGUAAGUCUUCUAAAAAUUCUACCCCAGUUCCUUCAAAGCAGUCGGCCAGGUGGCAAGUUGCAAAAGAGCUUUAUCAGACUGAAAGUAAUUAUGUAAAUAUAUUGGCAACAAUUAUUCAAUUAUUUCAGGUACCAUUGGAAGAGGAAGGACAACGUGGUGGCCCUAUCCUUGCACCAGAAGAGAUUAAGACUAUUUUUGGUAGCAUUCCAGAUAUCUUUGAUGUGCAUACUAAGAUAAAGGAUGAUCUUGAAGACCUUAUUGUUAAUUGGGAUGAGAGCAAAAGCAUUGGUGACAUCUUUCUUAAAUAUUCAAAAGAUUUGGUAAAAACAUACCCUCCCUUUGUAAACUUCUUUGAAAUGAGCAAGGAAACAAUUAUUAAAUGUGAAAAACAGAAACCCAGAUUUCAUGCUUUUCUUAAGAUAAACCAAGCUAAACCAGAAUGUGGACGACAAAGCCUUGUUGAACUUCUCAUCCGACCAGUACAGAGGCUACCCAGUGUUGCAUUACUUUUAAAUGAUCUUAAAAAGCAUACAGCUGAUGAAAAUCCUGACAAAAGCACUUUAGAAAAAGCUAUUGGAUCACUAAAAGAAGUAAUGACGCAUAUCAAUGAGGAUAAAAGAAAAACAGAAGCACAAAAGCAAAUUUUUGAUGUUGUUUAUGAAGUAGAUGGAUGCCCAGCCAAUCUUUUAUCUUCCCACCGAAGUUUGGUGCAACGAGUUGAAACUGUUUCUCUAAGUGAGCACCCCUGUGACAGAGGAGAACAAGUAACCCUCUUUCUUUUCAAUGACUGCCUAGAGAUAGCAAGGAAACGGCACAAAGUUAUUGGCACCUUUAGAAGUUCUCCUGGCCAUACACGACCCCCAGCUUCUCUUAAGCAUAUUCAUCUAAUGCCCCUUUCUCAGAUUAAGAAGGUGCUGGAUAUAAGAGAGACAGAAGAUUGCCAUAAUGCUUUUGCCUUGCUUGUGAGGCCACCAACAGAGCAGGCAAAUGUGCUGCUCAGUUUCCAGAUGACAUCAGAUGAACUUCCAAAAGACAGCUGGCUAAAGAUGCUGUGCCGACAUGUGGCCAACACCAUUUGUAAAGCUGAUGCUGAAAAUCUCAUGUAUACUGCUGAUCCAGAAUCCUUUGAAGUAAAUACAAAAGAUAUGGAUAGUACGCUGAGUAGAGCAUCUAGAGCAAUAAAAAAGACUUCAAAAAAGGUUACAAGAGCAUUCUCUUUCUCCAAAACUCCGAAACGAGCUCUGCGGAUGGCUCUCAUGCCAUCGCAUAGCUCAGUGGAGGGACGGAGUCCUCCCAGCAGUGAUAAGCAUGCAGUGAGUCGCCUUUCUAGCACAUCCUCAUUAGCAGGUAUCCCAUCUCCUUCCCUUGUCAGCCUUCCUUCCUUCUUUGAAAGACGAAGUCACACUUUAAGUAGAUCGACAACUCAUUUGAUAUAACACUUUAAGAAACUGACUUAGAAGGUUCUUAUAAUAGUACUGGUGAAAGCUGAAAAGAAGCUAGGUAACACUAAACUAUGCCACUUGAUUUUCUUCUUGAAAGACUAAGGUUUACCCCUGACAUUGUUCAAGUUAUUUUGUGUAAAAAUUAUAUUGAUUUUGAUGUAAUUUAUCUCUUUGCUUAUCUCUCUCCUCUGAAGACCAGAACUUAAGUUAUUCAUGUUCCAGUAGCUUUGUAAGCCAUUAUAUAGUAAAUAAAUUUUAUUGGUGAGUGCCAAUUACUACUGUCAAUCUGUUUAUAUGGUAUUCAUGAAUGAAUUUAUAGAAGUACGUUUGUGUAUCUCAAUUUGUGCAGAGAUUAAAUGAUAUUACAAUAAUUAUUUGAAAAAAUUUGAUUAUAUUUCUGAUUAAACAGUAGGGCACUGUUUCACCUGUACCUUUUGAUGUACUUAACUGCUUUUUAAUGUUUAUUUUCUUUUCAAAUAGUUUCAAGAUCUUGAAUGUGGAUUAAAAAGAUCUAUGUUUAUUAAUAUGAAGAUUGGUUCAAAAUAAUUUUGCAAAUUAAGAAAAGUAAAGAAAGCUUAAAAAUCAUUGUAUAUAUUGCAAAAGCAAGACAUAGGUAUAAACAGAUAAUAUAGUUCUGGUGAUUUUAGCCACUAGCAAAUUUUGAUUUACUUGGACAUCAUAUUGAAUUUUACUUUAAAGAGUAGAACCAUGGAAGGAAGAAUUAUGGUAAAGAUUGUUUAUACUCUGUACAAGGUUGCCAUCAGCUUUGAUAUCUGCUGUGUAAAGCAUAGAUAUGUGUAUGGUCAACUUUAUAUUUUGGCCUAUAAUUAGGUGUAAAAUUGAACAUUUUCUUUUGUAAAAUAUUCUUCAGAGUCUGAUGUUAUCUUUCAGUUUUCUUUAUAGUCCGUAUCAAUAAUACAAAAAUAAUCAAGUUCUUAUGAAUAAAUACAUUUUUAUUUUGUACUGUUUAGGGAGUACUGCAGAAGUCUCACUGUUACUUUAACAAGUUUCAAUUAGUAGCUUUAAUGGCUUAACUGACUGUAGAUUUUUUUCUGUUCCACAUAUGUGCCAGUUCAUAGUAAUUGAUUCUUUUUCCUAUAUUUUAAAGGUAGUUAUAUUAAUAAGAAUUUUGUAAAUAAACAACUUCAAACCAAUUGUA
Chinchilla lanigera (long-tailed chinchilla) is the source of this 4071-nucleotide messenger RNA. It is a transcript of the gene Ect2, whose product is annotated as epithelial cell transforming 2. The record is from RefSeq and is a predicted model, not a curated record. Gene Ontology annotation, biological process: nervous system development; intracellular signal transduction; regulation of cytokinesis, actomyosin contractile ring assembly. Gene Ontology annotation, cellular component: nucleus; cell cortex. Gene Ontology annotation, molecular function: guanyl-nucleotide exchange factor activity; GTPase activator activity. NCBI's taxonomy places the organism in Eukaryota, Metazoa, Chordata, Mammalia, Rodentia, Chinchillidae. The transcript is spliced from 25 exons. Bases 162 to 2906 code for a protein of 914 amino acids.